UCUUCUUCUACUGCUAGUCGAACUCCCAUACCCCUCUCUCUCUCUCUCUGCAACCUAUAUAAAUACACAACCCCUUCUUUUUCUUUUCUUUCAAACCUUUUUUUUUAAAUUACAUAUUUCAACUUCUUCUUCUUCUUCUUCUUCAAUUUCCAGUUGCAGUUGCCCAUGCUCCGCUUUCAGUGAUGGGUAGAAGGAAGCAAAGCCAUCCCCAUCGUUCGGGCGGGGUAAUAGUAGGACCCCAUGAUACUGCUGAAGCAGGGAUAGAGAAUCAGCAAGCUCUCAAUACCGAGCAAGUCCAGAAUAAUGAUUUUGAUAAAAUUGAUAAGCCAUAUUUUGUGGAAGUUGAUCGGGCUUCUUGGAAUUCACAUGAUCACCUUGAUAUUUCGGAAGUUGUUCUAACAGAUUUGAAUUUGAAGGAAGGGUUUUCUGGUUAUGAAUGGAGUCAGGAUUUUAUCCUGGAUUCCAAGUAUGCCUUAAGGUUUAGGGUGUGCAAUGUAAAUGAGUUUGUCAGUCGUAUUAAGCUAGGUCAUUGGCCUGUAUUAUCCUCUAGUGAUAUAUCUUUAGAAUUCGUAGAAAAAUGCACAAGAGAGGAUAUAGAGACACACUCAGUGAUUUUAUCAGGGAGUUUUGAUGGACCAGAUGAGGGAAUUUCAGGUCUUGUUCACUUGGCAAGUUUGAAGUUUAUGACGCUUAGGCCAGUUCUUGGGGUUACAUCUUUGGAGAACAAGUCAUCCUUAAGGGUGAGGGUAGAGAUUCUUAGAAAUGCCUUUGAAGCCUGUGAGUCCCUUCUGGAGAAUUCGAGGCAAGUAUGGAAAAGGAGUAUGGUGAAUGUUAUGGCUUGGUUGCGUCCAGAAGUAAUGACUUCAGAGGCUAGGUAUGGAGUUAGUAUAUCAACAGAAAUGGAAAUUGAUUUGCAUAUGGAGAUGGGAGAUGGUAAUCUUAAUGCCAAGAAACAAGCAAGGUUUGAUGCUGCUAGGUUUUAUGAAGCCAUCAAGCCGUCAAAAGUGGAUCCCAUGCUUGAAGAUGUCAUACCUGACUUGCUUCCUGAAUUGAGGCCAUAUCAACGUCGUGCAGCCCACUGGAUGGUACAACGUGAGAAAGGAGAUUUAAGGAGCUUGGUUGAAAGUGAGAAAAGUCCAUUUUUUUCUCCUUUAUGUUUGCCAGUGGAUUUUCUCGACACGCGUACAAAAAUGUUUUACAAUCCAUUCAGUGGAAAUAUUUCUUUGCACCCAGAGCAAUCUUCACCAUAUGUCUUUGGUGGAAUUCUUGCUGAUGAGAUGGGUUUGGGAAAAACAGUUGAAUUGCUUGCUUGCAUCUUUGCUCAUCGGAAGUCAGCAUCUGAAUGUGGCAUAUUUGCUAAUACUGAAGUGCAGUUUCCUGGGCAUCAGAAAAUUAAUCUUAAGAGAUUGAAAAGGGAGCGUGUUGAGUGUAUAUGUGGAGCUGUUAGUGAGAGUCGAAAGUAUAAAGGAUUGUGGGUGCAGUGCGACAUAUGUGAUUCUUGGCAACACGCAGAUUGUGUUGGAUAUUCACCUAAAAGAAAACGUCUAAAAUCAAGUGAAAUUUCCAACGGACAACGAUAUGAAAAUGGGUCAAUGGGUGAGUUCGAAAAGCACACAAGGAAACAAAAUAAUGCCGACAUAGUUGUGAGAGACGGGGAACAUAUUUGCCCAUUGUGCUUGGAACUGAUACAAGCAACUGAAUCUCCUGUUGCUACUGGUGCCACUCUUAUAGUCUGCCCAGCUCCAAUAUUGCCCCAAUGGCAUGCUGAAAUUAUACGUCAUACACAUCCAGGUUCCUUAAAAACUUGUAUCUAUGAAGGCGUGAAAAUCACUCCUCUUUCAAAUACAUCUGUAGCAGAUAUCAGUGAGCUUGUUGGUGCAGACAUUGUGUUAACCACAUAUGAUGUGCUUAAGGAAGAUCUAUCACAUGACUCUGAUAGGCAUGAAGGUGAUCGGCGCUUAAUGAGAUUCCAGAAGAGGUAUCCCGUUGUUCCAACUCCUCUGACCAGAAUAUUCUGGUGGAGGAUUUGUUUGGAUGAGGCUCAAAUGGUGGAGUGCAAUGCUGCUGCUGCCACGGAAAUGGCUCUUCGGUUACAUGCUAAGCAUCGUUGGUGCAUCACAGGGACUCCUAUACAACGCAAACUGGACGACUUAUUUGGACUUCUACGAUUUCUUAAAGCAAGUCCUUUUGAUGUUUCUAGGUGGUGGAUUGAAGUUAUACGAGAUCCUUAUGAGAGGAGAGAUACAGGAGCUAUGGAAUUUACUCAUAAGUUCCUUAAACAAAUCAUGUGGCGCUCAUCAAAAAGACAUGUUGCAGAUGAAUUGCAGCUUCCACCUCAGGAAGAGUGCGUUUCUUGGCUCGCUUUGUCACCAAUUGAAGAACACUUUUACCAAAGACAACAUGAAACUUGUGUGAGUUAUGCCCGUGAAGUUAUUGAGCAUUUAAAAGAUGAUCUUCUCAAGAGGGAAUUCCAAGGUUGUGUGUCUUCUGAUGCUUCUUCCGAUCCUUUCAUCACUCAUGCGGAGGCUGGAAAGCUGCUGAACACACUCUUGAAGCUUCGCCAGGCCUGCUGCCAUCCUCAAGUUGGAAGCUCUGGGCUGCGUUCCUUGCAACAAUCCCCAAUGACUAUGGAGGAAAUAUUGAUGGUUCUGAUUGGUAAGACGAAGAUAGAAGGGGAGGAAGCUCUCAGGAGAAUAGUUGUUGCUCUAAAUGGGCUCGCUGGGAUAGCAAUAAUUGAGAACAAAUUUUGUCAAGCAGUGUCAUUAUACAAGGAAGCACUGUCUUUAGUUGACGAGCACUCUGAAGAUUUCCGCCUGGACCCUUUAUUGAAUAUUCACAUUCAUCAUAAUCUUGAUGAGAUACUCCCUUUGGUCUCAAACUUCUCAGAGGGACAACAGUUCUCUGGAAGCUGUGAAAAGAAGUCCUCCAAAAUACAUGGCAUUGAAGAGUGCGAUCAACAUGUUAUUAUUAAGAGACAAAAAGUGAGUGGGGAAGACAACUUGGACUUCCCAAUUGAGGCUGGGAAUCGAACAGAUUUUACAUCUGGCAUAGCAGAAAAUGGGUUAAAUGGUGACCAAGUAUGUGAUAAUGAUCCCCAUGUAUCAUCUGGUUGCAUCAGCGAAAUAUCUCUAAGAUCAACAUGCGAGAAUAUAAAGCAGAAGUACUUAUCUGUGUUUAGUUCAAAGCUAUCCAUAGCUCAACAAGAGUUCAGAAAAUCUUACAUGCAGGUUUCUAACGCACUUAGAGACAGAAAAGAUCAACAUACAGUUUGGUGGUUGGAAGUCCUUCAUCAGGCCGAGCAAAACAAGGACUUCUCAAGCGAGUUACUCAGAAAGAUUGAAGAAGCCAUCUCGGGAAAACUAAAUAAUUCAAGGUCAUCAAGAAUUGCAUCCCGAUUUCAAAGCAUAAGUUCUCUAAAGUAUCAUAUCCAGACUGGUUUGGAUCUACUGGAAGCAUCUAGGAAAUUGUUACUUGAUCGACUUCUGGAAAUUGAUCAUACUAUGGAGAAACCAAAAGAGGAGGAUAUUGAACGAGUGAGAUACUGCCGAAAUUGCAUUGUCAAUGGGGAUGGUCCUUUAUGUGUUUCAUGUGAACUAGAUGGAUUAUUCCAGGAUUAUGAAGCAAGGCUCUUUCGUCUUAACAAAGAACAUGGAGGGAUGAUUACAUCUGCUGAAGAGGCCAUAGAUUUGCAGAAGAGGAACUCUGCACUCAAUCGUUUCUAUUGGAAUUUUUCACAGCCAGACAAAGACAAGACUUCACAUGUCGCCAAUUAUGGAAAAUUAAUGAAAAGAGAUGUUGGAGAAAGAGUUGUGGUUUCCAAAUCUUCAUCUGAGUUCGAGAUUGUUCUUGGAGUUAUAAAGAGCUAUUGCAAGGCUCAAUUAGGGAGAGAGGGUAUGCCAGCAGCCAUGAAGCAACUGCACAUUCUUGAGGGCAUGCGGAAGGAGUAUGCUCAUGCAAGGUCCUUGGCAAUAGCACAAGCUCAAUUUCUAUGUGCGCAUGAUGAAGUUAAGAUGGCGACAACACGAUUACACCUAAGAGAGAACGAGGAUGAUAGAGCUAUUGAUGCUUUAAGUCAAGAUGAGUUACCUUCAGCUAGUGUACAGUUUUCUGAUGACAAGUUCAUCUCCUUGACCUUGUUGUCACGUACAAAAGGGAAACUUCGUUAUUUGAAGGGUUUGGUACUAUCGAAACAAAAGUCGACAGUGGAAGGCCUAAAUGAUUCCUCAUUAACUCAGGAGAUAGGUAGCAUGUCAACUUCUACAGAACAGAAAAGUGGAUGUGCACCUAAGGCUGAUGAGGAAACAUGCCCAGUAUGUCAAGAAAAGUUGAGCAAUCAAAAGAUGGUUUUUCAAUGUGGACAUGUUACAUGCUGUAAAUGUUUAUUUUCAAUGACUGAGCGGAGAGCACUUCAUAAUAAGUUUAAAGAUAAAUGGGUAAUGUGCCCAACAUGUCGGCAGCAUACAGAUUUUGGAAAUAUUGCUUAUGUUGAUGAUAGACAGAACGAAUCCUGUAAUUCGUCUGUGCUGAACACAAUUCAAGGACUUGAGAAGUGUGAAGCAUCUAUGAUUGUUCAAGGUUCAUAUGGAACAAAGAUUGAGGCAGUCACAAGAAGAAUUCUGUGGAUUAAGCAUACAGAUCCAAUAGCAAAAAUUCUUGUUUUCUCGAGUUGGAAUGAUGUCCUUGAUGUAUUGGAACAUGCCUUCACUGCUAAUGACAUCAGCUUCAUCAGAAUGAAAGGUGGCAGAAAAGCACAUGUUGCCAUCAGCAAAUUUAGAGGACAGAACAGUUCAAUGGAAAAUAUAAAAGUGAAUGCCCAGCAACCACCAUCAAAAAAUUUUCAGGUGUUAUUGAUCCUAAUCCAGCAUGGAGCCAAUGGCCUCAAUCUUUUAGAAGCACAGCAUGUUGUCUUAAUAGAACCGCUACUGAAUCCAGCUGCAGAAGCACAAGCUAUCAGCCGGGUACAUCGAAUUGGGCAGGAAAAUAAGACACUCGUUCACCGAUUUAUAGUUAAAAACACUGUUGAAGAGAGCCUAUACAAAUUGAAUAGAAGCAGGAAUACUAAUUCGUUCAUCAGUGGGAACACUAAAAAUCAAGAUCAGCCUGUUUUGACUCUUAAAGAUGUUGAAUCCCUAUUUGCAACUGUAGCAUCAACGGUACCAGAAAAUGAGGACAAAGCAACUGAAAGUCUUAGACAUUUGCCACCUUCCGUUGCUGCUGGUGUUGCAGCUGAGAGGAGGCUCAAGGAGCUUACAGCAUUUGCUUCAUGAAGAUGUAAUCAAUCAAUCUGCAGCAUUGGAUAGGUUUCUUGAUACAAGUGCAAGAAAGCAAUUUUCUGGCUAAAUUUAAUCCAGCCAGAUAUUGCUUUUAUAGUCAUAGGGGCAAAAUCUUGCAUUGUGUUAUCAAUUUUUUGUUUAGUCUAACAAAAAUUAAUUAUUAAUUGCAGUGUGUUAAAGAUGCUUUCUUUCUUUUUAUUCCUCGUUGGAGAUAUCUUUGGCUGCAAUGACACAACUACAUAGGUUUAGGCUAAUUUAAAGUAGAAAAUUCAUUGUAAUAAACUGAUUCAUAUUUAUUUAGUAAAUAACAAAUUCGUUACUAAUUCAAUUUUUAUGAGCUAAUGAAGUUUUAUUUGAUUUGUUUA
Molecule: messenger RNA, 5638 nt
Organism: Quercus robur (English oak)
Lineage: Eukaryota; Viridiplantae; Streptophyta; Magnoliopsida; Fagales; Fagaceae
Exons: 20
Coding region: 183-5267 (1694 amino acids)
Molecular function (GO): ATP-dependent chromatin remodeler activity; ATP binding; metal ion binding
Source: RefSeq, a predicted model, not a curated record